Doryrhamphus excisus (bluestripe pipefish) is the source of this 1773-nucleotide messenger RNA. It is a transcript of the gene cndp1, whose product is annotated as carnosine dipeptidase 1. Lineage: Eukaryota; Metazoa; Chordata; Actinopteri; Syngnathiformes; Syngnathidae. The record is from RefSeq and is a predicted model, not a curated record. Gene Ontology annotation, cellular component: cytosol. Gene Ontology annotation, biological process: proteolysis. Gene Ontology annotation, molecular function: metallodipeptidase activity.
GGGUAGGUUGUCUAUAAAAGAAACAAGCAAGCUCUCAGAAAACCAGAGAAAAGACCAAGAACUAAACAUCCGAAGAUGAAUCAUCUUGGCCUGCUUGCCAUCUUCCUCUUCUUGUCCAACCUGGAAGCUUUCCAGUACGACAAACUGGCCCAAUACGUGGACAACCAUGAAGAAGAGUAUGUAGAGGUUCUGCGGGAGUGGGUUGCCGUGGAAAGCGACUCCAGCAACGUCAUGAAAAGGUCACAUGUGCACCACAUGAUGGACGUGACGGCUGAGAAACUGAGGCAAGUGGGAGGAAGCGUCCAGUUAAUCGAUGUUGGAAAUCAAGAGUUCCCCGACGGACGGAGCAUUAUGUUGCCCAAAGUGGUGACGGCUCAGUUUGGGAACGACGUCAACAAGAGCACGGUGUGCAUCUACGGUCACACCGACGUCCAACCAGCAAAACUCGAGGACGGCUGGGCGACUCCUCCGUAUAACCUGACUGAAGUCGACGGAAACCUGUAUGGCAGAGGAGCAUCAGACAACAAAGCUCCGGUUUUAGCGUGGAUCCACGCUGUGGAGGCCUACAAGAUGCUUGACAUGGAAUUACCAGUCAACGUGAAGUUUGUCAUUGAGGGCAUGGAGGAAACAGGCUCCAAUGGUCUGGAUUCCAUGAUUCUGUCUCACAGAGACACGUUCUUCGCCGAUGUGGAUUACAUCAUCAUUUCAGACUGCGGCUGGCUCAGCAGAAAGCCGGCUUUGACCUACGGUACUCGGGGCAACUGCUACUUCUUUGCCGAGGUUCAAGGCCCCAAGCAGGACUUACACUCUGGUGUUUACGGAGGCACCGUCAUAGAACCAAUGACCGACAUUGUUGGUCUACUUGAUACACUCAUCAGUCCGAACGGCAAGAUCUUGAUUCCUGGGAUCAGGGAGGCCGUCGCUCCUCUCACUGAUGAAGAAUGGAAAAUGUACCAGGAUAUCCAGUUUGAUCUGGAUCACUACAAGAGCAAGAUUGGUGUGGAUCAGCUUAUGUACAGUAACAAGGUGGACCUGCUGGCUCAUAGGUGGCGCUAUCCGACCGUCUCCAUCCACGGCAUUGAGGGAGCGUUCUCUGACCCUGGCACUAAAACUGUCAUCCCUGCUAAGGUUACUGCUAAAUUCUCCAUUAGGCAAGUUCCUAAUAUGGACCCUGUUACGGUGGAAAAACAGGUGCGAGACUACCUGCACUCUGUGUUUGCCAAAAGGAAAAGUCCAAACACGCUAAAAGUCACCAUGGUGAUCGGAGCCAAGCCUUGGUUAGCUGACACCAAAGAUCCUCUUUACGAGGCCGGCAAAGCUGCUGUCAAGAGAGUUUUCAAUAGCGAUCCUGAUAUGAUCCGUGAGGGUGGGACCAUCCCAAUUGCCAAAACCUUCCAAGACGUGACUGGAAAAAGCAUCAUUAUGAUUCCCAUUGGAGGCUUUGAUGAUGGGCUGCACUCCCAAAAUGAGAAAAUAAGCAGAUACAACUACAUUGAAGGGACCAAGUUAUUUAUUGCAUACCUGCAUGAAGUCGCACAGAUUAAGGAGGACGGCGUGUGAGACAUUUUCUCUUCCCGUGUAUUUGUACAAGCCAUUCUUAAUGAAAUACAUGCAUACUGUAAUAUAAUCAUAUCAUGUUUUGUGUCAAUGUCAGCGUUUAUGGCAACGGGAGUUUUCUUUCUUUCUAAUGUGUAUUUCAUAUUUAGUUUCAUGUCUCAUAAUUCUAAAAAACAUGAAUAAAAUGCCCUUUGUGGCCAUGUAGUAACAGGCACA